AGAAAAAAGUGUUUUACGAUACACCCUUUGAAUACGAAAUAUUGUGUUUCUUUUUUUUUUUGUUGUUGCUUCUUAUUUUUUCGGUGAUAAAAGAAGUGUUUCCACAGCGGAGAAGUGUAUAAUCAGCGAAAGAAGAUUAUAUCGUUCAUCAUCAAGGAUAGCGAGUUGAACAUGUGAACUUUUUUAAACGUUCGAUUUGAUGAUCCUUCAAGAAUACUUUCGAUUAUCAAUCUCAUUUGUAAUCUACGAUAUUAUUUUCAAAUCACAUACGUCUGAUUUUCUAAAUCAAAUCCAUUUCGUAUUAAUUCCGCUAUUUUUCAUUUCUCACUCUCUCCCUCUCUCUAUCUCUCUCUCUCUUUCUCUCUUUCUCUUUUUCUAUCUUUCUAUCUGUCUCUGUCUCUCUUUCUAUAUCAAUGACGUAUGAUCGAAGUUCGUACGAGGAAAUAUGUUUGACUUGAUACUAUCGAAAAGUCGAAGAAGAAGGAAAAUAACAAGAUAGUGAAAAAGAGAGAGAAAGGUAAAGAACAAGCGAGAAGAAGAUAGAGAUAAAGAUAGAGAUAACGAUAACAAAGGAAAGAAGAUAGAAGAAAAGGAAGAAGAAAUAGAGGAAAAGAGAAAUCUCGUUGAUCGUAAAAGAGGAAGAAAGAAGUAGUAAUAGCGCAGCAACAGCAAUAGUAAAAGUAGCAGUAAUAGUAGUAGAAAAAGAAGAAGAAGGGGAAGAAAAAUAACAACAACAAUAACAAGAACGUAUACAACGUUGCGGCAAGUCCGCGUAAAUCGUCGAGACGAGCGAUGACGCGAGAGUUUUAACGUAAGCGUUAGUUUAUUUCGGAUGUAUAUCACCGAGGAUGAUAGUGGGGAGGACGGCGGUUGCCGUCUGAUCUCCGUCCGUCAGUGCGUCGACGUCGACGGAACACGCGAGAACUCGUGGCCAGAAAAGAGACGAGCACCGCCACCUCCACCACCACCGCCACCGCCACCGCCACCACCGCCGCCGCCACCGUCGUCAUCGUCAUUGACUUUACCAUCUUCUCUUUCUCCUCUUUCUGCUACUUCUAUUCCUCCUCCUUCUAAUUCUCUUCCUACCGAAUCAUUUUUAACAUCCAACAAUGUCAACGAAGAGAAGAAAAUAAACGAAAGAGGAUAUUAUUCGAACGAAAGGAUUACCACUGCCUCCCAUUUAUCGGAGAAUUUUAAUUGUACGUCAUUAGGGUCGAUGAAAAAGUUUGAUUUACGUUUGAAUUCGUCGAGAAUCGAUAGAUCUAAAGAUCAACGAGUUACGAUCAACGAGGAUUUAUCGUCGAGAAGGAUAAAAGUAUCACGCUCGUUGGAUAUUCUCGACGAAGGUAACAAUAAUAAUAAUAAUAACAACAACAACAACAACAACAACAACAACAACAACAAUGAGAACGGAUUGACGUUUGAAGGGAAACGUACGACCAUACUGAAUCUAUGUUAUCGUGACACUUUGACACGAGCUACGAGGAACAACGUGACGAAAUCAAAGUCCUCGUCGAUUUUAAAGAUCGUUCCGAAUAACGUCGAUCAACGUCGUGUCCUAAGGCGUACACUUUCGGCACCUGGUUCAGAAUCAAUUAACGAGGAUUGCACGCAUGAGAAUUUAUCAAAUACAAACUUGAAAAUCAUCGACGAGAUCGUACUGCAAUCGGCUACGAGAUAUCGUACGAGAAACGAUACAUUAUCAACGUUUAAUACAACGAGAACACGUGCCUCGUCGUUCGUUAUUGAACGUAGGAAACAUCGUAAGUGUUCACGUCUUUAUUCCUCAAGAUCAACCGAGGAUCUAUCUACGGGGAUUAGAAAGAGAAACGAAUAUACUGAGUUUAUAACGACGACGGAGGCCGAUGGAAUGCGGAACUGUAGCAACGCUGUCGCUGGCGUCGACGAGGACGAAGGAUGCGUCCUCGUUGGUGUACGUUCUCUACACGAGGAUGGUACAGGACCAACCGAUACCACUUUACGAUCUACUAACACAUUGAUAAAUUCACGACAGGACGACAGAUGUACAAGAAGGGAUCGCGAACGUGCUAGGAUAUUAAGACGGCGAAGGAUCAAUGGAAGAUCGGCUUCGGUUCCUAGACUAAACCGAACGAGAAGAAGAAGAAAAAGAAGAAGAAAUAGAAAGAAGUGUUACAAUGAACUGACUGACAAUAAGUUCGAUUUUCGAUUGGGUUUAUUCUCCAUCGUUCUAUAUCUUUAAUAAUCCUUUCUCGAU
Vespa velutina is the source of this 2236-nucleotide messenger RNA. RefSeq lists its product as uncharacterized. The transcript is spliced from 2 exons. Lineage: Eukaryota; Metazoa; Arthropoda; Insecta; Hymenoptera; Vespidae. Bases 833 to 2221 code for a protein of 462 amino acids. The record is from RefSeq and is a predicted model, not a curated record.